This is a messenger RNA of Cladocopium goreaui, 2469 nucleotides long. Lineage: Eukaryota; Dinophyceae; Suessiales; Symbiodiniaceae. The record is from the annotation of a GenBank genome assembly.
AUGGCAAGGUGGCUUGCGACACCGUUACUUCUUUGCUCAGCGCUUGGGCAGAGGUCCCAGUGUGGGGACGAGCUGCAUGUGAAUUGGACGGCAGUUCGCGAGGACUUGGUCACCUACAGCACGCUUUCUGAGCCUGUUAUGCGUAGUCGACGCUGCUUUGGUGACACAGGCGUGUGGUCCUACUGUGGCAUUGCAGCGAUGAACAUUCUGCAGAUGCAACCAGGCCUCAUCAGCAACUCCCAGUCCCAGAUCAGCAAAGCUCAGGUCGAGAAUCCCUGCGAACUGGGCCAGGUGGCCAGCAACUUUUUCGCGAUGAGUUUCCUGACUCCGGGCGAGCGUUAUGGGAUGCUGUGGGUGGCCUUUGAUCGCUUGCAGAAGCUGGAACGGAGCUUUUGGGACUUUAUGUCAUUGGACUGGCCCAUUUUCGGCCUGCUGUCUCGCUUAUCUGAAGUGAUUUGGUUAUCCAGUCAGGCUCGCCCCGUGGAUGCUUUGUGCGGCCGGGAUGCUACCCAAACACAGCAUUUGUCCGGCCUGCGGCUGGACUUCUUCCAACGUCUCAGCGAGAGGCGCUCCGUGCCCGAUGCCUUGGCGCGGAAAGUCAUCGCAGCCGUGGAGCGGCUGGAAGGCCGCGAGCAGCGGCAGCUUGGGAGUUCACCAGGCUGCCACUUGGCCCUCUCUGCUGCCUGGGCUUCCCUGGCGGAGAACGCCCUGCGGCGCUCCGACAGAAACGCGGCGGAGGCCUUCGUGCAACGGGCGGAAACUUCGAUGCGUGCUGCCGAAACGAACUACACCAUCCUCGAUUGGCUUAGCUCAAAAUGGCCAACAUUUAGGAUUUUGCAUAGAAUGCAGUUUCGGCUGCUUCCCAAGGAAGCAGCUGCUGUGGAACAAGGUUAUUGGUUGCAGCAGGACCUUGUGCCGCAAGAAGCCGAGACAGGGAGGCCAAUGCGUUUCGUCUUCAACGUCGGCUUCUACAGGCCUGAUGCGUUGUACAUAGAUGCGGCGGCUGACAUUGUCAGCAUCGAUAUGCUUCGGACCUUGCCGGCCUUUUUUGGGAUCUCUAUGGCAUUGCCCAGUGAGAGGUGGAAUUUGGGACUUGCAUAUACCUCGAACGAUUACGCAGACUUGGUGCCCUCCAAGGAACUCUGGCGACUCCAUGCGGGCAGCCAAAAGUUGCUCUUCGCGCCAGAGUUGCAAGAUGUCCUGGGAGAGAAGGAUCACCAGUGCCGCGUAUUUUCAGCGAGGCUCAAGUCCUGGCAGGUUGCUGCGGAUCGUUUGGCAGAGGUCGGCGGCAUGCCACGCUGCUUCGACAUGCCCACGGCGGCAUCGCAGCUGCGAAGCUUUGCGGAAGAACAGGACAGCAUGGCUUUCGUGCGGAAACCCGAAGGCGCCUGGGGCGGCCGUGGCAUUGAAAUUCGCUUCGGCAUUGAGCAUCUCAUUCCAUCGGCCGAGAGCGAAGCCUCGGCUGGCUGCGACUUUCAAAUCCUGCAGGAUGCUCAGUGCCUGGGUUUGGGCGAAGCGCCGCCUGCAGCUUCGGCCACGGAAGAGGCGUGUCGAGAGACAUGUUGCAACAUGGGCCUGGCAUGCGAAGCUUGGAAUUGGCGCCGGGCGGAAGGAUGCUGGGUCGGCUCCCCUCGCUACUGCACCGCUUCCAAUCCCCUUUACUUGGGCGGCUGGCGUGGUGGCCGACGCCUGCCAACUGUGGCCUCCAGCACGGCGGCGCAGAGAGCGGUUGUACAACAGUACAUUGUGGACCCCGUUCUGUACCAGUUGGAGGGCGUCUCACCAGCCAUCACCGUGAAGACUGACAUUCGAAUCUAUGGCACGGUGGUGUCCAUGGAUCCUUUCAGAUUCUAUAUCAGUGAGUACGGCUAUUUCCGCUCGGGUUUCCUUGAAAAGAACUACUCGGCCCAGUGCGACGAGGAUUUCAAGGAGCCCUUGAUGCACGUGACCCAUCACAUCCCAAAGAUCGAGGGUGGGACCUAUCAAUGUCCAACGGCUCCCAGCUGGAAUCAUCCGGAGGGUGCUGAGCACGAUGCCGGCUCGGGAGGCUCGUUGCACAAGUGGUUUCGCAUCGCCGAGAAGCAAAAUGGUUUAGACCCCAAGGUGGUUUGGAAGAACGUGAAGUUGGCCCUGGCGGUUUUUCUGCUAAGCGCGAGGGGAAAGCUGGACUGUGCCUCCAACGCUGUGCCACACGCUUGUGGUUCUUUGGGUUUCCAUUUCUUCGCGGACCUAGUGGUGGACAGCAAGGGACGUGCGUGGCUGAUGGAGAUCCAUCCCACUUUGGCCAUCAAAUCCCCCGGCCUCGGAGAUCCGGAAGCUGGCUGGGUGCCCUCCAAGUUUUGCCACGGAGUUGGGCAGUUCACCGGUGUUUUUUUUUCGGAAAGGAAUGGGAAAGUUAUUUUUUGGGAUGAUUGGGGAGUUUGGGCCUGGAACGCCCUGGAAUUUGGGAUUUGGCGUGAUUUUCUUUAG